Cryptosporidium muris RN66 is the source of this 177-nucleotide messenger RNA. RefSeq names its product 40S ribosomal protein S30, putative. Gene Ontology annotation, cellular component: cytosolic small ribosomal subunit; ribosome. The record is from RefSeq and is a predicted model, not a curated record. Gene Ontology annotation, molecular function: structural constituent of ribosome. The transcript has a single exon. Gene Ontology annotation, biological process: translation. The coding region runs from base 1 to 177 and encodes 58 amino acids. Lineage: Eukaryota; Apicomplexa; Conoidasida; Eucoccidiorida; Cryptosporidiidae.
AUGGCCAAAGCUCAUGGUUCUCUUGCUCGUGCUGGUAAGGUAAAAAAUCAAACUCCUCGUGUUGAAAAGCAACAGAAGAAGAAGGCUUCAACGGGUAGAGCUAAGAAAAGACACCAAUACAACAGACGUUUUGUGAAUACUGUUGGUGGUAGGAAAAAGUGCAAUCCUCAAUCAUAA